AAAAAAUUCAAUGACUUCACUAAUGAUGGAGAAGACAUAAGGGACUUUUAAAGACGAUUUUUUUAACAAUUACUUAUAACUUCUUUCUAAUGAUUCUUUUGACCAUGAUCAAGAAAAUGAAUCACAAUAAAGUACGAGCAGUAAUGAAGAUAUUACACUUAAAAUUGUCAAUUACUAAGGACUUCCAUCGGAGAAUUAAAAUUAAGGCUUUAAAGUUGAUCUCAAUUAAUAAUAUAAAGUCUAUGUUUCUAAUAGAGAACUUAUAAAAAACCACAUCGCAUAACUAGCUUUGAGGAACACUAAAUCAAUAAAAUAUGAUGUGGCAUUAAUAGCUUUGAGAUAUUUAGAAGGUUUCUUAAAAUAAUAAUCCUUUAAGCAAAUCAACAAUUGUAUAAUUAAAAUUGAGAAUGUAUUUAAAGAAGUUAAAGGAGACAUACAUUAGAUUGCCGAUACGGAGUUCAAUAAUUUCAUUGAGAGGCAAUUUUAUUCAGAUGAGAAUUUUAAUUAGAAAAUAUUCAAUACUAAUAUUUUCAAUAUUAUUGCCAGUUAAUUAAUCUUGUAUAAAAAAGAAAAAUGCAUAAAAAAAUUAAAAGAACGUCACAAAUAAUUGUCUAAAAGUUGGAUUAAUCUUCUCGACUUUUAAAAGUCAGAACAUAAAAAAUAUUUGGAGUUAAUAAAUGAUCUUGAUCUUUAAGGUAUUAAAUUAAGUAACAAUCACCCCGAUAAGAAUUACAAAAAAUAUGAUUUCUUAGAAAUUGCUCUAGAGUUACUUAAGAAUCUACGAGAUAAUUACAAUGAUAGUUCAAUUAAAUAAAAAAUAUUGGAAUUAUUAAAUGGAAUUGUAAAAAUGAAAUACAACAAAUAUACCUAAAAAAAAUAAAUUAAUUUUACUAAACAUGAUAUUACUGAUUUAUUAUAUUUCAAUAAUGAAUUUGAUAUGGAAGCUAUGGAAGAAUUAGAAGGUAUUAAGGACAAGCCUUUAAUUAAAAAAUCAGAAUUAAAAGAAAAAGUGGACAAGCCUUUAAUUAAAAAAUCAGGAUUAAAAAAAAAAGUAAAGCAGGAUCAGUGA
Paramecium octaurelia is the source of this 1069-nucleotide messenger RNA. NCBI's taxonomy places the organism in Eukaryota, Ciliophora, Oligohymenophorea, Peniculida, Parameciidae. The record is from the annotation of a GenBank genome assembly.